Molecule: messenger RNA, 1844 nt
Organism: Cuscuta europaea
Lineage: Eukaryota; Viridiplantae; Streptophyta; Magnoliopsida; Solanales; Convolvulaceae
Source: the annotation of a GenBank genome assembly
ACAAGAUACACUAAUUACAACUAAGGUGAUAACAAGCUAAGUUAACCCAGCCGGAAAACAUACAAUCUAAAACAUUUUGACUUUUAGUUUUCAACACUAUGAAUAGAGUCAUUUCCUAUGGCCUUAUGAGCUUCUUGCUCGCUUUCAUUCUUGGCACCACAACUGGUACUUCUCUUCAACUCCCAAUCAUCUCCACAAUACUAUUCAUACUAUCUUGCUACCACCUACUCACUAGAACCCCUUCUGUCUAUCUCGUUGAGUUUUCUUGCUUCAAACCUCCGGAUAGUUACCGAGUCCCCUUAGCCACCUUCAUGGAGCAUGCCCAUAUCAUCUUUUCCAACAAUCCUAAGAGUGUCGCCUUUCAGAAACAAAUCAUGGAACGUUCUGGGAUCGGAGAACGGACUUGCCUUCCGCUCCCCCUACAUUACAUCCCUAUUAAUGCCAUGACCAUGAAGUUGCCCAUGGAAGAAGCUCAGUUGGUCAUCUUCUCGGUCAUGGACAAUCUUCUGGCUAAGACAGGCACGGAUGUUAACGACAUUGAUAUGCUUAUAGUUAACUGUGGAGUUUUCUCUCCCACUCCUUCUCUCUCUUCCAUGGUGGUUAACAAGUACAAGCUCAAGAAUGACAUCAAGACCUUCAAUCUCUCCGGGAUGGGUUGUAGUGCGGGCCUCAUAUCCCUCGAUUUGGCUCGGGAUUUGCUUUUGACAUACCCAAACUCAAAAGCGAUUGUUAUAAGCACGGAGAUCGUAACACAAUGUUCAUACGUGGGGAAAGAAAGAUCCAUGCUUCUCCCAAACUGUCUGUUCAGAAUGGGAGGAGCAGCAGUUCUGUUGUCGAACCACUGGACAGAUCGAAGCCUGGCCAAGUAUAAGCUCCUCCACGUUGUGAGAACUCACACGGGGCAAACAGAUGAUGCCUACAAAUGCAUAGUCCAGGAGGAGGACCCAGAAGGUUUUGUAGGGAUAAACCUGAGUAGGAACUUGCCGGAUGUUGCUGCGAAGGCCAUGAAAACCAACAUAACCGCCGCAAGCCCUCUUCUUCUACCCAUGUCUGAGAAAAUACGCUACUUCUUUGGCCUCAUGGCAACCAAGCUCUUCAAGAAACCCGCCUUCGUCCCCAACUACAAACGGGCAGUAGACCACUUCUGCAUCCACGCGGGCGGGCGGGCUGUCAUAGAUAGCGUGCAGAAGAAACUAGACCUCUCCGACGAGAACGUGGAGCCAUCGAGAAUGACGCUUCACCGGUUCGGGAACACAUCAUCUUCUUCACUGUGGUACGAGUUAAGUUACAUUGAGGCGAAAGGGAAAAUGAAGAAAGGGGACAGAGUGUGGCAGAUUGGGUUUGGGAGUGGGUUUAAGUGCAACAGUGCUAUUUGGAAGUGUAAUAGGACCAUAAAGUCGCCGGUGCCGGGCAGUCCGUGGGCUGACUGUAUUCAUCAAUAUCCGGGUAUAAAUAAAUAAAAUGGCUCUCUAUAUAUAUGGGUGGGCUAAACAUGCCUACAUACUAAUAUAUACGUACUAUGCACCAUAGUCAUACAUGGUAAUUGGUAAGUACAUACGAAUUAUAAUAAUGUAAGGUGUUUAACAAUUCUUUGUGAUCCACAUUGCUUGUUGAAUCGGUUUAAAAAAGUACCAUCUCAAUAUGGAUCAAUCAAAUGUAUUCUAGAUACGCUACCCUCAUUUAUCAGUGAGGUACUAUAACACUUACCUAUUUGAGCCCUAGAUCGAGUUCAUCAGACUUGACCACUUUAUAGAAAAAAAGAUAGAUCAGAAAAUUUCAAUCCAAUGAAUGGAGUCUUAUGCCCAAAACGUGAACACAUCAUCUUUGCAUAUGUUGUAAUAGGU